AUGUGGGACACUGUCUGCGUUGCAUUUUUUUGCACACUGUGCCUAUAUCUGUUGAAGAAAAUCGUGCAAAGUGAACCAAAUAAGAUACAAUUUCAUUUUAAGUUCUCCAUAUUCUAUUUAACAGGCAGCUUUUUGGCGGCUUUCGUUUGGCCGUACUUCCUUCUGGAUCCGAAAAAUGUAAAGAAUGCGAAAAUUGGAGCUGAGCUUUUAAAGCACGUAACCAAGGUUUACGGUUUACGAUGGGAACUUCGUAGAGGAGAUAUUUUAGCAGAGGAGCGUGGAGCAAUUAUUGUUUCAAAUCAUCAAUCAUCUCUGGACAUAUUAGGUCUUUUUAAUAUAUGGCAUGUUGCGGACAAACUAACAGCCAUUGCAAAAAAGGAAUUAUUUUACGUAUGGCCGUUCGGUUUAGGGGCUUACCUCGCAGGAGUCGUGUUCAUAAAUAGAAGAGACAAAAAGGGCGCAUAUAAGCAGCUCGAAACGACAGCCGAAGUCUUGAAAAAUAAAACGAAAAUAUGGCUAUUUCCGGAAGGAACCCGAAACAAAGAUUACACAAAGUUGCUGCCUUUUAAGAGGGGGGCGUUUUCUAUGGCUAUAUCUGCACAAAAACCGGUGAUACCUGUAGUUUUUUCGCCAUAUUACUUCAUUAAUAGGAAGAAAUACAUAUUUAAUAAAGGUCACGUUGUUAUUCAAUGCCUUGAACCCAUAUCAACUGAAGGAAUGACGAUGGACGACGUGUCAAGUCUGAUGGAAAGGGUCCACAAUUUAAUGCAAAAGACGUACAAAAAUCUUAGUAAUGAAGUUUUCAGUUCCUUACCUCCCGACUAUCCACUUACAUUGGAGGGCUAA
Messenger RNA from Leptosia nina, 846 nucleotides. The record is from the annotation of a GenBank genome assembly. NCBI's taxonomy places the organism in Eukaryota, Metazoa, Arthropoda, Insecta, Lepidoptera, Pieridae.